Molecule: messenger RNA, 1882 nt
Organism: Populus nigra (black poplar)
Lineage: Eukaryota; Viridiplantae; Streptophyta; Magnoliopsida; Malpighiales; Salicaceae
Product: carotenoid 9,10(9',10')-cleavage dioxygenase 1-like
Exons: 13
Coding region: 1-1878 (625 amino acids)
Biological process (GO): carotene catabolic process
Cellular component (GO): chloroplast stroma
Molecular function (GO): carotenoid dioxygenase activity
Source: RefSeq, a predicted model, not a curated record
AUGGCUUUUCAUGUGAAAUGCUCUGUACAGAGGAGGCCUUCUCUCUUCCAAAACAUUGAUCGUUUUAAGACUAGUUUGUCUUCAUCUUACAAGCCAUUAUUGAAAGAGUUGAAGCAACUUUCCUUGCAACUUGAAGUUUCCCAAAUUAUGAAAAAUGCUUCAGUCAAACUUUUGGAUGCCUUCGUCGAUUCGGUGUUCCAGUUUGCUGACCAGCCCACUCUUCCUUCUCAGAGUAACUUUGCACCAGUUGAUGAAUUGAAUGAACCUUUUGUUAUAACCAGCAUCGAAGGCAAAAUCCCAGAUGAUUUUCCAGAAGGUGUCUACAUAAGAAAUGGAGCAAAUCCACUAUUUGGUGGUCUAAAAUCUACGACCUCCAUGUUUGGGAAGACAGGUCACAUAUGGAUAGAAGGAGAAGGAAUGCUUCAUGCUUUAUACUUUGAUAAAGAAAGUGGCAUUGGAAGCUGGACGGUCCUUUAUAACAGCAGACAUGUUGAAACCGAAACCUUCAAAGUGGAGAAAAAAAGAAACAAGCCAUCUUUUCUUCCAGCCAUAGAAGGCAGUUCUCCAGCCAUUUUGAUAGCUUGCUUGUUAAAUAUGCUGCGAUUUGGAAAGGUCAACAAAGACCUUAGCAACACCAAUGUUUUUGAGCAUUCGGGGAAGUUCUACUCAAUUGCUGAAAAUCACCUUCCGCAAGAGAUUGACAUCUUUUCCCUUCAGACUCUAGGCGAUUGGGAUAUCAAUGGAGCCUGGCAUCGACCUUUCAACUCCCACCCAAAGACAGCACCAGGUACUGGAGAGUUGGUUGUAUUUGGGGUGGAUGCAAUAAAACCUUACAUGGAAGUGGGAGUCGUUUCUGCUGAUGGAAAGAGACUAGUUCACAAGGUUGAUCUCAAGCUGAACAGGUGCCCCCUUAGUCAUGACAUGGGGGUUACGGAGAGGUAUAAUGUAAUCAUGGAUUUUCCACUAACAAUAGACUUACACAGACUCAUCAAAGGCGGCCCAUUAAUAAAGUUUGAUAACGAAGAUUAUGCAAGAAUUGGGAUUAUGCCCCGGUAUGGUGAUGUGGACUCGGUUCGUUGGUUUGAGGUGGAACCAAAUUGCACAUUUCACAUUCUUAAUUGUUUUGAGGAAGGAGUUGAGGUUGUAGUGAGGGGAUGCAGGUCCCUUGAAUCAAUUAUAUCAAAAUCUUACGGUAUGGAUUUGGAAGAAUCUGAGUGGGUUUCAGGAAGACUAAGGAGUAAAGAACAUGCUGAGCAGAAUACUACACCUUCGUCGAACGAUGAAUUAUUGUUCAGUCGAUCUUAUGAAUGGAGAUUAAACAUGGAAACCGGAGAGGUUAAGGAGAGAAACCUCACUGGAACUGACCUUUGUAUGGAGUUUCCUAUGAUCAAUCCAAGUCUCAAUGGCUUAAAAAAUAAAUUUGGCUACACCCAGAUAGUCCAUGAACCGGCAAGUAGUUCAUCAGGCAUGCCAAAAUUUGGAGGUCUAGCCAAGUUGUACUUCGAUGAAACUUCGAGUAAGCAAUCGGAAGGGCAUAUAAAGGUGGAAUACCAUGAAUUCGAGGGAAACACCUUCUGCACUGGAUCUGCCUUUGUCCCUAAAGAAGGUGGUCUAGAAGAAGAUGAUGGCUGGAUCAUCACUUUUGUUCAUGAUGAAGACACGAAUACAUCCAAAGUUUACAUAAUUGACACAAAGAACUUCACAAGUGAGCCUGUUGCCAAAAUUACAUUGCCAUACAGAGUCCCAUAUGGAUUUCAUGGAGCAUUUAUGCCAAUUCCAUCGCACAAUGAACUGUACAACACAAGCCACAUUAACUUUGUGGAGAAAUUAACCGACUUGACCAGAACCUUGGAUGCAAUUAAGUUUAAAGGAUUUUAGAGUA